AUGUUGCCCAAGAGCUCCUUCUUGUUGGUUACCUCGUUGCUGGCAGCUUCCGCCAACGCCGAUGGUAUCUACACCAAAAAGUCCCCGGUGCUACAGCUGAACCCAAAGACUUAUGGAUCGCUCAUUGCGAACUCAAAUCACACUUCGAUCGUCGAAUUCUACGCCCCCUGGUGUGGUCACUGUAAAAACCUCAAGCCUGCCUACGAAAAAGCUGCGCAAAACCUGAAUGGCUUGGCCAAGGUCGCGGCGAUUAACUGCGAUGAUGACGAGAACAAGCCCUUCUGCGGACAAAUGGGUGUCCAAGGCUUCCCGACCCUCAAGAUCGUGACCCCCUCGAACAAACCCGGAAAACCACGUGUGGAGGACUACCAGGGCCCACGAAGCGCAAAGGGCAUUGUUGACGCGGUAGUGGAUCGAAUCCCAAACCAUGUGAAACGGGCAACGGAUCAGGAUUUGGACAAGUGGCUGGGACAAAAUGAGGAGCGACCCAAAGCCAUCCUCUUCACAGAGAAGGGAACGACCAGUACCCUGAUCCGCGCGCUGGCGAUUGACUUCCUCGGCGCAAUUGAUGUGGCCCAGGUCCGGAACAAGGAGACAAACUCUGUGGAGAAGUUCGGCGUGGAGGAGUUCCCCGCGCUUGUCGUGGUCCCUGGCGGCGAUGCGGAACCUGCAGUAUACAAGGGCGAGUUGAAGAAACAGCCUAUCCUGGAGUUCCUGAGUCAAUUUGCCGAGCCAAACCCCGACGCUACUGGAAAGGCCGCACCCGCAAAAGACUCUAAGCCCAAGUCUAAGCCAAAGACCAAGCCAACAUCUGUCGCCGAUGAGACGGAGGAGCCCACUCCCACUCCGGAAUCUAAGCCCGUCGAGGUUCCCGUUGCACCCCCAGCUCCCACCCUGGCUACUCCCGAAGCCCUCGAGUCUGCCUGUCUGGGGGCCAAGUCUAAUACCUGUGUGCUCGCCCUUCUCCCCAAGACGAGCGAGUCAGACGCAGAGCUUUCCUCGACCGCCACCGACGCGUUGUCCAGUCUUGCCGAGAUCACGCACAAACACUCCCUGCGUGGCGCUCAUAUCUUCCCCGUGUACGCCGUUCCCGAGACCAACACCGCCUCCCACGCCUUGCGCACUGCAUUGGGACUUGAAGAUAGCCAGGACGUUGAGAUCAUUGCCGUUAACGCUCGUCGUGGCUGGUGGCGUCAGUACAGUGGCGAAGGAGAGUUCGGCGUCACCGCCGUUGAAUCUUGGAUUGACGCUAUCAGACUCGGCGAGGGCUCUAAGCAGAAGUUGCCUGAGGGUAUUGUAGCUGGGACCGAGCCCGAGCCUGAGGCCGAAAAGCCCGACGAAGUUGAGCACGAUGAGCUGUAA
Messenger RNA from Penicillium verhagenii, 1362 nucleotides. Its product is annotated as putative disulfide isomerase. The coding region runs from base 1 to 1362 and encodes 453 amino acids. The record is from RefSeq and is a predicted model, not a curated record. Lineage: Eukaryota; Fungi; Ascomycota; Eurotiomycetes; Eurotiales; Aspergillaceae. Gene Ontology annotation, biological process: response to endoplasmic reticulum stress. Gene Ontology annotation, molecular function: protein disulfide isomerase activity; protein-disulfide reductase activity. The transcript is spliced from 3 exons. Gene Ontology annotation, cellular component: endoplasmic reticulum lumen.